Messenger RNA from Hirundo rustica (Barn swallow), 3393 nucleotides. It is a transcript of the gene MXD1, whose product is annotated as MAX dimerization protein 1. The record is from RefSeq and is a predicted model, not a curated record. The transcript has 5 exons. Gene Ontology annotation, biological process: negative regulation of transcription by RNA polymerase II. NCBI's taxonomy places the organism in Eukaryota, Metazoa, Chordata, Aves, Passeriformes, Hirundinidae. Gene Ontology annotation, molecular function: RNA polymerase II cis-regulatory region sequence-specific DNA binding; protein dimerization activity; DNA-binding transcription factor activity, RNA polymerase II-specific. Bases 39 to 779 code for a protein of 246 amino acids.
CCCCCCCGCCGCCGGUCGCGGCUCGUCCCGGCCCCGCCAUGGCCGCCCUCCCCCGCCUCGGCAUCCAGAUGCUGCUGGAGGCCGCCGAGUUCCUGGAGCGGCGGGAGCGAGAAGCCGAGCACGGUUACGCCUCGCUGCGGCCCGGCGGGAAGGACGGGGAGGCCCCGCGGCGCCGCGCCAAGGCCCGGAGGAGCGGCGGCGGCGGCAGGUCGACACACAAUGAGAUGGAAAAGAACAGACGUGCCCAGCUCCGGCUGUGCCUGGAGAGGUUGAAGGGGCUGGUGCCGCUGGGGGCGGCAGCCGGGCGGCACACAACACUCAGCCUCCUCACCAGGGCCAGGCUCCACAUCCAGAAGCUGGAGGACCAGGAGCGCCGGGCCCUGCACCAGAUCGAGCAGCUGCAGCGGGAGCAGCGGCACCUCCAGCGGCAGCUGGAAAAGCUGGGAAUGGAGCGGGUCAGGAUAGACAGCAUCGGCUCCAGCCUUUCCUCUGAGCGCUCCGACUCGGAUCAAGGUGAGACCCCGCGCUGGGGGAUGGCCAGCGAGAGGCCUGGCUGUGCUGGAACUCCAACCAUUCCCAUUCCUCCGGCAGAAGAGAUGGAUGUGGAUGUGGAGAGCACGGACGGCCUCCCAGCCGACCUGGACUGGAGCAGCAGCAGCCCCAGCGAUUCGGACGAGCGCGGGAGCCUCCAGAGCCUGGGCAGCGAUGAGGGAUAUUCCAGCUCCGGCGGGACCAGGGCAAAGCUGGCGAACAGCCGGAAGCUUCCUGUCGGGAUUUAGGAAGCGCUUCCCAUCGCCGUGGCACCACCGCCGUCCCCUUGGGAUCCCGUUAGCCAGCGCACCCACCCUGCCAGCAUUCCCUGCACGGAAACACCUGAACGUCCUGCCGGUCCAGCUGCUCCCAGGGCUCCGUUUGCAUCACCGGCCUCUCCUCCUGGCCGAACCUCCUCUGCCAGGCCCUACAUUCCAGCCACGCCUGAAGCGCCCAGGAAUAUCCUGGCAAUAACAGCGACCUCAAGAGCCCUCCCUGGGCUCUUUCCAAGGCUAUCACUGCCUGGUAUUCCCUAUCUCCUCUACAUUUGGGUGGCGACAUCACGUUCCCAAUCCUCGGGACCCAAAAAGCUGAGUUUUUGGGAGGAGACACAAAGAGAUCCUUUGUGGAGUUUCCAUCCGUGACAGAGUGGAGCCAAGCUGGGAACACAGAGCAUUUCGGGCACAGGGAUCAGCCUCAGUCAGGGGUUCCUUCCCCCGACUCUAAAUAUUCAGGGAUACCCCAUCCUGGCCCUCCCAUCAUCCCAGAGCAUUCCUGGCACGGGGAACUGCGCUCCGGGGGCUCAGAGCCAUUCUCACCUCUCGGGUCGGCCACCUCCGGGUUGGGAAGUUUCUGCCCUCUCUAAACCCAAAACCGUCACCUCCUGUGGCACGGCAUUCCAGACUCCUGGAAUUCCCUUUCCACACUUCUAGUCUCGGGGACAUUUUUUUCUACCUCGGAGGGAGCCCAAGGACUCUCUCCAUCCCUUCAGCACAAAGAUGAUGCCUCUGCUCAGCAAUAACCCCAUGGGACUCCCCGGAUUGUGUCCAUCCAUCGGGAUUUUUCCAGGCUCGUGGAGGGUUCCAGAAGCCACCACAGGGAGGGAAGCCCCAGGGGGCAGGGGAGUUUCCAAGCCGGAGCACACGUGAGCUGUCCGUGGUCUGGGUUAGUUUCCUAAUGCACUGGAGGGAGCAUUCCCACCACUUCCUGCUUUUAGAGAUGCUCUGAGAAUGUUGACAUGUAGAGAGCUCUGCUUCCAAGCCCUUCCUUUUCCCCUCGAGCUGGUCCAGGGGCUUUUCCAGCCCCGUGAAGCUGGGCAGGCCCUGCUGAGGAGUCGGCAAGGAGCUCUCCCAGGGCUUUUCCCGGCGCUGGUGUACAAACCCUUAACCCUCUGCCGGUCCCUUUCAGGAAACAGGUGCCGAAAGGCAUCGAGAUGCUCCAUGGAGUGCAAGGGGAUGAGCAGCAGGAGACUCCAGUGCUUUUUUCUUUCCUUUGUCCUUUCCCCUUUUCCCUUUUCCUUCAUUUUUUUGUUCGCCUCCUGUUCCUUUUCCUCUUUUCUUCUUACCGCUUUCCUCUUUCCCUUUUCUUAUUUCCCUUUUCCCCUUCUCCUCCUUUCCUGCUUUUCCUUUCCUUCUUUUCUCCUUUUCUGUUCCCCUUUCCCCCUUUUCCUUUUCAACACCCCAAUCCCAUUCCUGGCUCACUUGGGGAAGUGGGAAGCCACCUACAGGCCCCACAAGUUGCCCAAAUCCUCCAGGUUCUGGCUCUUUUGCCAUGUGCUGGUUCCUAACAGGAAAAAAAAAAAAAAAAAAACCUAAACCACAAGGAAUUUUCUUUUAAAGCUGCUUGAAUUUUCCACCCUCUGGCAUUGUCGUGGGCUGUGGGCACCUGAGCUCAACCCCCUGCACCAGCAAAAAGAGGGGAAAAAAAAGACAAAAAGAUGGAAAACACUGAGAAAAAGAGGAAUAUCAGCCCUUGGGGGCCAGUGGCUCAGGUGGCUUCUGCCUUCAGCUGGGGAAUCCCAGUGGAGCCCUGUGGGCAGGUGAUCUCCAGCAUUGGGAAGGCCCUUCAGAGGUACAAAAUGUUGAUUUUUGGUUGGUUUUGGACUGAAGGUUUGGCCUCAGCACAAAUGAGGGGGCUUGGCAGGUUUGUGCCUUUUUGAGUUCCCAAUGCCUUUUUUUUUCCCCUUUUUUUCCUUCCUAUCCCAGACUGACCCUUCCCGGCCCUUUGCACUGUUGGGCUGUGCUCCGGGAACCCCAAAAUGCUGCACUAACCUGGAAUCUCCGGGUCCCCAAAGGUGGUGCCAACCUUUUCCUGGAAUUCACUGAUCCACCAGCAUUCCUAUGAAAUAAGCUGCAGGAAAGACUUUUUUUAUAGGUUGUGACAAAAAUCCAGGGAGUGGGGGGAGUUGUAUCGGGGCGUGGAUGGGUGGGAAUCAAAAACACCCAUUUCUGGGCUGUUUUUCCUUUCUUUUUUUCUUAUGGAAGGCAGAUCCCAAACCACCAGCUUCCGGGAAGCACCAAAAUGUUUGUUUCAUCCUUAAUUUUUCCAGUGGAACUGUCCUGUUGCCACUCAACCUUUCCUUUAUUAUUCUUUGGGACACCUCUUAUUUGUGCUUUUCCCGUCAUUUUCUCUGUUCUUUUUGCUUCCCAAGAAGUGGAUCCACCCCACCCUCAGCUCCAUUGGGCAGUUGGGAGCGAACACGGAUCCCAUUUCCAGCCGUUCCUGCUGUAAAUAUCCCAUUGUUGGGCUGAACCCCGUGUCAAGCCAAUAGAAUGGUGCUUUUUUUUUUUUUUUUUUAGGAAUUCUGUGUUUUAGGAGAUCUUUGCUGUGUCCAUGGAUAUUUCUGUCUUGUUUGAUUGUUAG